UCAGAAUUAUAGUUUAACCUGCAGAAUUUUAAGCAAAAUGGCGACACUGUAAUGGAUGGAGGACGAAAAACGUACAGUGUCAAGUGUAAUGACAAACUUGCUAAUUGUUAUUGUUUCCUGCAUUGGGAAGAAACAGAUUCCUGCAGUAGCCUACUUUAAAGGCAAUGGGAUCUUUGCACUUUGAAGGUGGGUUUUCAGAAGACCGUAGAGUGGAACCAAUGGUUUGGAACAGAUUGAACAUACUGGGGAGAUGGCUGAUAUAAAGCCAAAUGCACAAGAGGACAAAGAAGGAGAUGUGGUGGAACCAUUGUGUAAUAGCUCCGUUGCCACUCAGGAGCCAUUACAGCGUCACACAUCCUCCCUUAAGAACAAUGCUGCAAGGUUGUCAGAGCAGCUGUCCUCUGACAGACUCCCAAACCCUUUAAAUGGAGCACAGCCCAGUCCAAUUGUACCCAGCAGUGUCCCUGCUGUUCCCCACACAGCCCAAGCAGCCCAUUCACUACCUUUUGUAGCACUUGUUAAUGGACCUGCUUCACACCCUAACUCAGAGGAGAGCUGUGGCCUGAACAAAGACAGCACAACGCCCAACAAUGUCCUGGUGGAGCCCCAGGACACCCAACUAUGGCAAGCAGGGAGGGACACAAGCCCUCAGGUGUUACCGCCACCCAGUGAGCUUCAAUCAGACGCCCUGAAGAACCCAGCAGGGCCAGGGCCUGUUCUGAAAACAUUAGCCACCACGCAGCCAGAGGCCAACAACACGUCACCAUCUGACUCUGGGGAGAGUGAGGCUGAACUUCCCUACCAGGCCCGUGACACCACCUUGUCAGACCACAGUCCACAGCCUCACCAAACGCCAAUUAACCAAAUAUGGACGGCUGAGGGAGUCAAGGCUAGAGCUAGAUCUAUAUGGGACUUACACACCACAGAGUCCUCUGAGAGCUCGUCGGACGGUUCUGACGGGGCUGACUCACUACACUGGGAUUCUCAGAAAGAGCUUAUACGGGUGUUGUGGAACAAUCGUAACGUUGACAACAGCUUACAGGAAAACACUGCGGGAGUGGGAGUGAUGCCUCAGCUUGCCAGCCAAAGACAGAGGAAGCGUAAAAUACACCUGGUGGGUACGUCAGGCUCUCCUGAACAAGUUUACAACAGCAGCUCAAAUCACACCUACAAAAAGUGGCAUAUUGAAGAGGAGGAAGAUGAUGACGAGGAUUUUGACAUCGCCAACGUAAAUGAUGAGGAUUUCCCUUGUAAAAAGGCUGAUGUACAAUCUUCUGUGAAUUCAUGUCAAGAGCAUCCCAGUGACAGUCCUGUAAUCAUCAAGAAACUGAUUAUAAGAGCAGAUUGCCACGAAGACAAUCACUCCGACUCCCUCUUUAGUAGAAAACCCAAGCAGCUAAAGACAGAGCAAUCCGAACAAGAACCAUCGUUCUUCCCAUGCACAAAGUGCAAUGUUAAUUUCAAGGAGAAAAGGCAUUUGCAUAGACAUAUGAUGUAUCAUUUAGAUGGGCAUAAUCAUCAGAUACGCCACCACGAGAACGUUCCAAGGCCUUUUAUAUGCAAGGAGUGUGGGCGUUCGUUCCGCGAUCGCAACUCCCUCCUCAAGCACAUGAUUAUCCACCAGGAGAGACGGGAGAAACUUAUGGAGGAGAUACAGGGACUCAACAAACUCCGAGACGAAGGCAGGAACGCCAAGCUGCAGUGCCCGCAGUGUGUGUUCGGGACCAACUGCCCCAAGACGUUCGUCCAGCACGCCAAGACACAUGAGAAGGACAAACGUUAUUACUGUUGCGAGGAGUGCAACCACAUGGCCCUGACAGAACGGGAGCUUGAAGCACACCUGUACGCGGUGCAUUGUGACACACUGCAGUACAAGUACAAGAACAUGAUCAAAGAUGAGGAGUCAGAGUUUCCUACAAAUAACAAUGAAGAUAAUGAAUCAAGAUCUGUUGUGUUUCACUGUAAAGUGUGCCCUUUCAGCACCCAGAAUCAAAAUGACCUGAAGAGCCAUUGUGACCUAAUACACCAGUUUUGUGAAGAUGAAUGUGAAAGUCCACCGUUUAACAAAGCAUCUGACCAUCAAGAUCAAUAUAGGCUAGCUGGCCCGUCCAAAAAAGCAGAUUUAAAACUCCUACAGCUGAAGCAAAAGUUCUGUAUUAAAAAGCCUGCUUUCUGGAAAAGAGCAGAUUUGCCCUUUUGGUCUAGUAGUGUAGCUGACUUUUACACGAGAAACAAAGCAGACGCACAGAAGUAUUAUAAAGAUCUUACUGCCUCACAGUUUAAAUGUAGUCUUGGCAGCUCAACAAAACAGCUGUCACCAUCUAUGUGGAGGAGCGACAAGCCAAACAAAUUAUCUCCCAAACCAACAGAGAAAAUAGACGUGACAACAGGUCUCCCUUAUGUUGAGGAAGACAAUCAACAAUACGACCAUGUCAUUUCAGGAAUCUCAGAAAGGACAAAAUAUCCCUCAAAUGUUGAUGUGUUGGUUACAUCCAAGAUGGCUAAAAUAGGCCAGAUGCUAAAUCAUAGCUAUGACUCUGACAAGAGUCAGGGAGAUAGCAACGACUUGACCUGCAGGAAGUCAGAGUCCCAAGCUGUUACCCGAAAGUCUCCAUCCAAACGAAAAAUGUCCACACCAUUCCGCAACACUGUGGACAAGGUGGUUGAUAAUGUUUUUCCAAAACUGAACCCAAAGUUAAGAGAGACUACCACUCCUGAAGACACAGAAGAUGAUGAUUAUGAGGAUACGUAUGACUUUAGUGCCUACACCAGCGAGGCUACAGCCAAUUUCCUGGAUAGUAGUGAGAAUGAGAGGAAUCCCUAUGCCCGUAGCUACUUCAUACGCAGACAGAGGGGCUCUUUUGUUAAAGAAGAUCCUGCACCUGCCGCUGAUGUCGGACAUUUUGAAAAGAACGCUACUCAGGCUGACCACCAUUUUGAAAAGACUGAAGUCAAGGAGGGGGAGUAUGACAGCGAUGACAUACAGAAGCUUAUCAUCAAAGAGGAGUGUAUAGAAAGCUCAGUGUGUGACGAUUCUCCGGAGUCACCCACCACCACCAAAACACACAACCAAAGUCUCUCCUAUGAGUAUGACGUCUCCCCUCCAUGUGGGUCAGAAAGAAAGUCCUGCCCCUAUUGUCCUGCUGUGUUUGAGUCGGGGGUGGGCUUGUCCAAUCACGUGCGAGGGCACCUGCACAGGGUGGGGCUGAGUUAUGAUGCUCGCCACGUGGUGUCACCUGAGCAGGUAGCUUCACAGGACCGACAGCCACGCAUACGCAGGAAGAUCCCCUCUGUGGCACGGAGGAUCAAAAAAGCUGAGAAGCCGGAGUCUCAGGCGGAGCACACCUGUCCCUUGUGCUGUGGCUGGUUUGACACCAACACGGGCCUCUCCAAUCAUGUGAGGGGACAUCUAAAGCGGAUAGGGAAGACCAGCACCACCAGCACCAGUAAGAGUCCAGUGUGUAUCCUUAACGAGCUGCUACAGGAUGAGCAGGAACACCAGAACAUCCUCCAGACCCUCAACAGGAAGCAGUUCCUCUCUCGACCAAUCAUCUCCCAGAAGUUCAUCGGGAGUGAUGGGCUCUUCCUGACACCCACAGGGUUCCCUGUGAAGAUCCAACAUGGCUGCCAGCCAGGCCAGGAUGGCAAUUCCACUUCAUGGGGGCCCAGUGCAACUACACCCAGGCAGGAGGAAGUUAAGGGAGAGGAGUUAUUUUCUGAAAGGAAGAGUAUAGAGAUACGAGGGGUCAGGGAACCUUCCCAGGGCACUUUAGUAGAGCUGCUGAGGAAGAAGAAGUUGGACAUGGAGCAGGGGCAGCUGAGGGAUAACAGCAGAUCGUAUGUAGCAGAUAGGAAUCACUUUACUGUGACCAAAGAGAGGUUUGAGGAGAGACAGAACCAACAGGCCAGCAAUCUGGAACCACACUGGGCCCAAGAGAGAAAUGAAUCUAAUAAGAAGAUGUGCAUUCACUGUAACACAACCUUCCCCAGUGCUGUUAGCUUGUCCAAUCAUCUUCGCGCUUACGCACGCAGGAAGAGGAUCGCCAUGAUGGAAGGAACAACCUAUUCCUGUAUACAGAAGAAGCCUAGGUUGAGGGCUGGACCAAAGAAGAAACUAUUCUCAGCUCUCCCACCUGCUGUUGAGGAGAUGUACAGACUCACCUGCAGAUUCUGUGACCUGGUCUUCCAGGGUCCUCUGUCCGUCCAGGAGGAUUGGAUCAAGCACUUACAAAGACACCUCAUGCACACCAGUGUCCCUCAUACAGGGGCUGGCAUGGUAGAGGUCCUGGGACUACACAAAGAGAUGUCCUCCUUCCCCCCCCAGCAGCACCCCUGUCUGGAGCACCCAAUGUCCAAAUUGCACACCACAGCCCACGAGCCACUGGAGCACCAUGGGCACCCCUGCUUGGAACACCCCGAAACCCACGAGCACCCUGAGCCACAUGAUGAGCACCCCUUGCAUUAUGCAUAUCCCUCAUCCAAUGAGCACCCCAGCCUGGAGCAGCACAUGGCCACGCCCCCUCCGGAGCUUCUUCCAGUGGCUUCCUGAGCUAAAGGGUUGUUUACAACAUUUUCACUUUAGAUCUUUAUCCUGCACAUGUAAAUAUGGAUAGAUACAUAGAAAUAUAUAGAGAUAAAUACAAAUAUUCUAAAGCUAUACAUAUGUUUUCCUAAUAUGCACAUGGACCUACUAGCCCUUCUCUCUAUUUUUUAAGACUGGUAUCUAUACUAUACUGUAGAUGAUAAAUCUUGUUACUUAGACGUACAGAAAAGUUACAGAAUUUACAGUUACAGAGAACUCGACUUGAGAUGCAAAAAGGCCAACAACAUUCGCUGAAGCUAGAACAGCUGUCAGUUCAGAACCUUUUAUCUCAUUUUUUUUACCUAAUGUAUGCAGUGCAGUUACCUCUUCUACAUUUAAGUGAAGUUUUACUUACAGAUAAUCUUGCCAUAUUGCAACAUGGACGCAUGUUAAAUGUGUCUUCUUGUUUCCUUCUUUACACUGUUUAGCAGUCAGUCAGAACUUUGAACCCAAUACCAAUGGGGCGGCAGGUAGCCUAGUGGUUGGACCGUUGGGCCAGUAACCGAAAGGUUGCUAGAUUGAAUCCCUGAGCUGACAAUGUAGAAAUCUGUCGUUCUGCCCCUGAACAAGGCAGUUAACCCAAUGUUCCUAGUCAGUCAUUGUAAAUAAGAAUUUGUUCUUAACUGACUUGCCUAGUUAAAUAAAAAUAAACCAAAAGAGACAACUCACACCUCAACAUUCUGAUAAUAGUAAAUGCUUUGCCCAUUACUUUGAGGUUUUUCUCAUUGACAAACAUUUAAGGAGACAGCGUGAUAAGAUUUAAAUUUACACAAUAUGUACAGUACCAGUCAAAAGUUUGGACACACCUACUCCUUCAAGGGUUUUUCUUUAUUUGUACUCUUUUCUACAUUGUAGAAUAAUAGUGAAGACAUCAAAACUAUGAAAUAACACAAAUGGAAUAACAUAGUCACCAAAAAAGUGUUAAACAAAUCUAAAUAUAUUUUAUAUUUGAGAUUGUUCAAAGUAGCCACCCUUUGCCUUGAUGACAGCUUACACACUCUUGGCAUUCUCUCGACCAUUUUCACCAGGAAUUAUUUUCCAACAGUUUUGAAGGAGUUCCCACAUAUGCUGAGCACUCGUUGGCUGAUUUUCCUUCACUCUGCGGUCCAACUUAUCCUAAACCAUCUCAAUUGGGUUUAGGUCGGGUGAUUGUGGAGGCCAGGUCAUAUGAUGCAGCACUCCACCACUCUCCUUCUUGGUCAAAUAGCCAUUACACAGCCUGGAGGUGUGUUGGGUCAUUGUCCUGUUGAAAAACAAAUGAUAGUCCCACUAAGCGCAAACCAGAUGGGAUGGCGUAUCGCUGCAGAAUGCUGUGGUAGCCAUGCUGGUUAAGUGUGCCUUGAAUUCUAAAUUAAUCACUGACAGUGUCACCAGCAAAGCACCCCCACACCAUCAAACCUCCUCCAUACUUCACAGUGGGAACCAGUCAAAUCAAAUUUUAUUGGGCACAUACAGGUGCGGGUGUAGCGAAAUGCUUGUGCUUCUAGCUCCAACAGUGCAGUAUUAUCUAACAAGUAAUAUCUAACAAAUUACACAACAUAUACCCAAUACACACAAAUCUAAGUAGGAAUGAAAUAAGACUACCGUAAUUGCUGGACAAUUAAGUGCACCUGAAUAUAAACCGCACCCACUGAAUUAUAAAAAAAUAUGUAUUUUGUACAUAAAUAAGCCGCACAUGUCUAUAAGCCUACCGGUACAUUGAAACAAAUGAACUUUACACAGCCUUUAAACGAAACACGGCUUGUAACAAAUUAAACAGUGGCCUACCAAGAAAGUCAUUGGUCACUAUCUCCCUCCUCCUGUGCACUGAAACCACUGAAGCCAUCUCCUUCGGUGUUGGAGUUGAAUAGCCUCAGAAUUGCUUCAUCCGAUGUUGGAUCGUUUUCAUUGUCGCUCUCGUCACUUUCAUCCGGAGGCAAAUACCCCGCUGAGCUCAUGCUGCCCCUUCAACAUGCAGCAGUCCAGCCUUUCGAAACCCGUUGAUGAUAGUGGAUUUUUUGACAAUGCUCCACGCUGUCAGGACCCACUGGCAGACUUGACCAUAAGUUGCUCUUCGCAUGCGGCUCGUUUUAGUGAAGGAUUUCUCCCCACUUGUCAUCCAAGCCUCCCACUGAACAAGGAGCGCCACCUUAAAUGCACGAUUUACACUGAUGUCGAGUGGCUGCAAAUACUUUGGGCCAUCUGCUUUUCUUCCCUCUGAAAGCUGUUGUUGUCUUUUUGCACUGAGUCAGUUCCUCAGGCUGCUUUCCAACGUCUUAUCAUCGACUCAUUAAGGCCAAGCUCCCAUGCAGCAGCUCUAUUUCCUUUUCCAACAGCCAGAUCGAUCGCCUUCAACUUGAAAGCUGCAUCAUAUGCAUUUCUCCGUGUCUUUGCCAUGAUGAGGGUGACAAAAUUACUACCGUAAUCAGAAUGAUGGGAAGUUUGAGCGCGCUCGAUUUACGUCACAUUAUGUGACGGUGCUCAGUUUUUUGGCGGCAUGAAUCUUGUGAAAGCGGGAAAAAUCCAUAAAUUAGCCGCGUCAUUGUAUAAACCGCGAGGUUCAAAGCGUGGGAAUAAAGUAGCGGCUUAUAGUCUGGAAAUUACGGUAUAUACAUAUGGACAAGCGAUGUCAGAGUGGAAUGGACUAAGAUACCGUAGAAUAGUAUAGAAAACAGUACAUACAGUUGAAGUUGGAAGAUUACAUACACUAAGGUUGGAGUCAUAAAAACUUGUUUUUCAAUCACUCCAGGUUGAAGUCAGAAGUUUACAUACACCUUAAUCGGAUGUUUACAUACACGUUUACAUACAUCUUAUUUUAAGAAUGUGAAAUUUCAGAAAAUAGUAGAGAGUGAUUUAUUUCAGCUUUUAUUUCUUUCAUCACAUUCCCAGUGGUUCAGAAGUUUACAUACAGUCAAUUAGUAUUUGGUAGCAUUUCCUUUAAAUGGUUUAACUUGGGUCAAACAUUUCAGUAGCCUUCCACAAGCUUCCCACAAUAAGUUGGGUGAAUUUUGGCCCAUUCCUCCUGACAGAGCUGGUGUAACUGAGUCAGGUUUGUAGGCCUCCUUCCUCACACACGCUUUUUAAGUUCUGCCCACACAUUUUCUAAGUAGGAAUGAAUUAAGAUAGGAUUGAGGUCAGGGCUUCAUGAUGGCCACUCCAAUACCUUGACUUUGUUGUCCUUAUGCCAUUUUGCCACAACUUAGGAAGUAUGCUUGGGGUCAUUGUCCAUUUGGAACACCCAUUUGCGACCAAGCUUUAACUUUCUGACUGAUGUCUGAGAUGUUGCUUCAAUAUAUCCACAUAAUUUCCCCUCCUCAUGAUGCCAUCUAUUUUGUGAAGUGCACCAGUCCCUCCUGUAGCAAAGCACCCCCACAACAUGAUGCUGCCACCCCCGUGCAUCAUGGUUGGGUUGGUGUUCUUUGGCUUGCAAGCCUCCCCCUUUUUGCUCCAAACAUAACGAUAGUCAUUAUGGCCAAACAGUUCUAUUUUUGUUUCAUUAGACCAGAGAACAUUUCUCCAAAAAGUACCAUCUUUGUCCCCAUGUGCAGUUGCAAAACGUAGUCUGGCUUUUUUUAUGGCAGUUUUGGAGCAGUGGCUUCUUCCUUGCUGAGCAGCCUUUUAGGUUAUGUCGAUAUAGGACUCGUUUUACUGUUGAAAUAGAUCAUUUUGUACCUGUUUCCUCCAGCAUCUUCACAAGGUCCUUUGCUAUUGUUCUGGGAUUGAUUUGCACUUAUUGCACCAAAGUACGUUCAUCUCUAGGAGACAGAACGCUUCUUCUUCCUGAGUGGUAUGAUGGAUGCGUGGUCCCAUGGUGUUUAUGCUUGCGUACUAUUGUUUGUACAGAUGAACGUGGUAGCUUCAGUUGUUUGGAAAUUGCUCCCAAAGAUGAACAAGACUUAUGGAGGUCGACAAAAAAAUGUUUAGGUCUUGGCUGACUUGAUUUUCCCAUGAUGUCAAUCAAUGAGGCACUGAAUUUGAAGGUAGGCCUUGAAAUACAUCCACAUGUACACCUCCAAUUGACUCAAAUUAUGUCAAUUAGCAUAUCGGAAGCUUUUUUAGCCAUGACAUCAUUUUCGGGAAUUUUCCACCUUUCACACCUGUACUGACUUUGCCUUCUGGAUGAUAGCGGGGUGAACAGGCAGUGGCUUGGGUGGUUGAUGUCCUUGAUUAUCUUUUUGACCUUCCUGUGACAUAGGUGUCCUGGAGGGUGGGUAGUUUGCACCCAUGUGGAGAUCAUCCGUUCACCUACUUUGCGUCUCACAACGACACAGUGGUUGGAACCAAAAAUCUCAAAUUUGGACUCAUCAGACCAAAGGCCAGAUUUCCACCGGUCUAAUGUCCACUGCUCAUGUUUCUCAGCCCAAGCAAGUCUCUUCUUAUUAUUGGUGUCCUUUAGUAGUGGUUUCUUUGCAGCAAUUCAACCAUUAAGGCCUGAUUCACACAGUCUGAACAGUGAGUGUUGAGAUGUGACUGUUACUUGAACUCUGUGAAUCAUUUAUUUGGGCUGCUAUCUGAGGUGCAGUUAACUCUAAUGAACUUAUCCUCUGCAGCAGAGGUACCUCUGGGUCUUCCUUUCCUGUGGCAGUCCUCAUGAGAGCCAGUUUCAGCAUAGCGCUUGAUGGGUUUUACGACUGCAAAACCUUUGAAGCUCUUGAAAUGUUCCACAUUGACUGACCAUGUCUUAAAGUAACAAUGGACUGUCAUUUCUCUUUGCUUAUUUGAGCGGUUCUUGCCAUAAUAUGGACUUGGUCUUUUACCAAAUAGGGCAUUUUUCUGUAUACCACCCCUAACUUGUCACAACACAACUGAUUGGCUCAAACACAUUAAGAAGGAAAGAUAUUCCACAAAUGUACUUUAAAUAAGGCACACCUGUUAAUUGAAACGCAUUCCACGUGACUACAUCACGAAGCUGGUUGAGAGAAUGCCAUGAAACUGCAAAGCUGACAUCAAGGCAAAGGGUGGCUACUUUGAAGAAUCUCAAAUAUUAUAUUUUGAUUCCAUAUGUGGUAUUUCAUAAUUUUGACGUAUUCACUAUUAUUCUACAAUGUAGAAAAUAGUAUUUAAAAAAACAAACAAAUUAAACCUUUGAAUGAGUAGGUAUGUCCAAACCUUUGAUUGGUAUUGUAUAUACACUUUCUGGCUCUGCAGCUCCAAUUUUACCGUAAAAAUCAGUAUCACAGUUAUCACUGACCUUGUAACCUUGCGUACUGUUCGACAAUGCAAACAACUUUUCCUCUAAAACAUAUUAGUUACACUUGAAUAAUGCAACGAUUCACAAGUAUAUAGACAAUUAAGGGUUUUAUUUAUGUUCGUACACGCAUUAAAUGUAGCUUGAAAGACAAUGACACAGAUAGCAUGUUAGCAUAUCAAACAUGAACAAUUCCCCCUCUCAUUCGAAAAUAAAAGUACAAUUUCAGCACAUUAAAGUUACCUUAGAACAAACCAGGCUUCAUCUUAUCAGUAUCAUGGAAGUCAUUAUAUGAGGUAAAUGCAAAAUUGCGAAUGAAAACGUUUUUCCUGGUGAGUUGAUCAGCUUCUUGCUGCAUGCUUCUUAACUGGAUUGUGACUGAGCAGCCAAAGCAGGAAAACGCAGUUGAGCUUCCCUUUCUUAAAGCGACGGUGACAAUUUCAGAACGUAACCGGCUGUUACUGCAAAUUCAGGUGAAAGCUCAAUCAAACAAGUCUCAAAUAUAAUGAAAAUGUCUUUACAUUUCAGCUGUUUCAAAAACAUUGUUCUGCUAUUAGUAUUUUUAAUGUUGGGCUCAGCGAGACAAUUCUGUUUACACUGCCCUGCUCAGAGGGAGGAAACUGUCGGGCGAGUGUCAUGUGCGAGCUCCGGAGGUAGCAUUCGAGACGUGAGAAAUAAGCAAGUUUACAUUACAGUUAUGUCUCAAGAAUCGAUACCUCUCAAGAAUCUCUCGAGAUGAUCCUUAAAGGGAUAUUUCGGGAUUUUGGCAAUGGCCCCUUAUCUAUUUCCCCAGAGUCAGAUGAAAUCUUGGAUACCUUGUGUAACCAGUAUGAAGGAAGUUAGAGGUAGUUUCGCAAUUCAAUGCUAACUAGCAUUAGCGCAAUGGCUGGAAGUCUAUGGGUAUCUUCUAGCAAUGACUGCAGUCUAUGGGUACCUACCCAUAGACUUCCAGCCAUUGCGUUAACUCUAUGUACUGUAGCAAUUGCUCUAGCGUACGUUAGCAACUUCCUUCAUACUACAUACAAAUGGUAUCCACAAGCUCUGGGGAAGUAGAUCAAAUCACGAAUUAUCCCUUUAAUUCUCAUCAAUGAGAAUAUACCCUUUAACUGUAGCCAUAGGAGUCACAAUCAGAAUACAGGGUCAAUCAUUCAUAUCACAAAUUAUAUGCAUUGCUAAAACUGUCCUUAUUGUAUGUAUGGACACAAUAUCUGCUUUCUCUCCAACGUUUAUGCUGAUUAUUUACUAUUUGGCUUGUUCUGACUUAAACAGUAGGCUAACUGUAAUUACGAUAUGUUCUAAUUUUAUGUUAAUCAAGCAAAGAUCUCAAAUAUCAAUAUUAGAUUUUAUUUACUGAAAUAUUCUAAACAAGUUUGAAUGUUGGGUUACUGGAUUUGUGUAGAGUGUAAACUGAGUAGCCCAUCAAUAUCAUGCAAUGCAAUCUUACCUCUGAAGUGUUUCAUGGGAAUGGACUUGCUUCAAACCACUGCUUCAUUAGUUUAACUAGGAACCUUUGCUUAUUUGCUAACGUUGUCAAAUAAGCAUACAGAAGCAGUGGAUUGAAGCUACCUACUGCCGCACACUGGUUGAAUCAACGUUGUUUCAAUGUAAUUCGUCAACGUAUUGUGACGUGGACUCAACGUGGAAAAUACUUUGGAUUUGAAAGAAGUCACAAACCAGUUGUGUUUUCAUCUAACUUCAACCAGUGUUGUAAACAUUGAAAUUAGGGUAAAACUUCAACCUAAAUACAUUCACUUAACCUGAUUAACAGGUUGUUACACCAAUGAAAUGUCGACAUAAUCAUAAAAGCUAUGUAUACGUUGAAAUUGUGUUGAAAAUGUAAUAGAAAUGUAUUUUAAAAAAUGUCAUCAUAUAUUCAAUAUGCACUGAGUAUACCAAACAUUAGGAACACCUUCCUAAUAUUGACUUGCACUCCCCCAUUUACCCUCAGAACAGCCUCAAUUCGUCGGGGGGUGGACUCAACAAGGUGUCGAAAAUGUUCCACAUGGAUGCUGGCCCAUGUUGAUUCCAAUGCAUCCCACAGUUGUGUCAAGUUGGCUGGAUGUUCUUUGGGUGGUGGACCAUUCUUGAUACACACAGGAAACUGUUGAGUGUGAAAAACGCAGAAGUGUUGCAGUUCUUGACACAAACUGGUGCUCCUGGCACCUUCAAAGGCACUUAAAUAUUUUGUCUUGCCCAUUCACCCUCUGAAUGGCACGCAUGCACAAUCCAUGUCUCAAUUGUCUCAAGGCUUAGAAAUCCUUCUUUAACCUAUAUCCUUCCCUUCAUCUACACAGAUUGAAGUGCAUUUAACAAGUGACAUCAAUAAGGGAUCGUAGCCUACUGGUACAUGAGGAGUAAUGCAUUUCAGUGAGAAAUAAUCUACAUUGCCAGAUGCAUACCUCUUUGGACCCCGCUUAGUUUUGAAACAAUCUGUGGUUGUUUCAGCUGAGCUACCAUGUCGAAACAUUUAGACAUUGAUCAGCUUCCAAAAUCAUUUGCGUAGACUACCUAAAUAACAUUGAAUAUUUGAAAGUAACUCCUCUUCACAAGCAGUAUGUGAAAGUAAAUUCACAGUGAGGUGGGUUUAUGUAGGCUCCAUCUGAUUUGCCCAAAGGACACCAUAAUUUCAAUGUGAAGCUAGGUAUACUAUCAUUCAUCCAUGGUUGAUUGGAUCUUUGGAAGUUUAGAAGUAGUUACCAUUAGCCCUAUAAAUAGAAUGCCAAAUGUAUGAUAUUAAUAAUACACUUUUAAUGUAUUAUGGAUAUUGUUUUGGAUAUUGUUUUGUAUAUGAAGGAUGAUUGGUUGAUUUCAAAUGUAAUCUAGAAGUUAUUAAUAUGAUUGAUUCACAUCUCCAUGUCAACCAAUCUAAGUUGAAAAAUACUCAACUUUAUUUGAAGUGCAUUUAAAGUUUGAUUUGAUUUAGUGCUAUCAUUUUACUCCGAUUUUUGGUUUACAUGGAGAUGUGAAUCCAACAUAUUAAUAAGUAAUUUGAAGAUAAACUGGAUAUUGAAUUAUUAUUAUAUAUUAUGAACACAACCAAAUAUCAAUUAUCAACAUUUGAAGGAGCACUUGCACACCCUGAACCAACACUUGCACUUGACUCUCCCCCCUCCCCCUUUCUAUAUCUGAUUUUGCUGAUAGCUACUUUAUUGAGGAAAAGUGUACUUACUAUUCCUGUGAUACUGUAUGUGGUUGUCCCACUUAGCUAUCUUAAAAUGAAUGCACUAAUUGCUCUGGAUAAGAGCAUCUGCUAAAUUACUCAAAUGUAAAACAUUUAUAUAUUAUGAAUAACGUAUAUAAAACACAAUAUCCAAAGGUAAAAAUGUAUUAUUAAUAUAUAUUUAUUUAUUUAUUUAACUAGGCAAGUCAGUUAAAUUCUUAUUUACAAUGACAGCCUACCCCAGCCAACUGUGCACCGCCCUAUGGGACUCCCAAUCCCAACCAGAUGUGAUACAGCCUGGAUUUGAGCCAGGGACUGUAGUGAUGACUCUUGCACUGAGAUGCAGUGCCUUAGACCACUGCGCCACUUGGGAAUUUCAUGAAUUUGGCAUGCUAUGUAUAGGGUUAAUGGUAACUACUUCUAAACUUCCAAAGAUGCAAUCAACCUUGGACGAAUGAUAGAAUACCUAGCUUCAAGUUGAAAUUAUGGUGUCCUUUGGGCAAAUCAAAUGUUAAUGUAGCCUACGUAAACCCUACCUCACUCCAAAUUUACUUUCACAAUCAGCUUGUGUGAGAAAAGUUAGAGGAAUUAUUUAGUUAUUUGGGCCUUGGUUGUCUACACAAAUUAGUAUGGAAUCAAUGUGUAACUGUCUUGACAUAAUAGCUCAGCUGAAUCGAACACAUCUUGUUUCUGAAGCUAAGCAGAGUACAUAGUGUUAGGUAUCUUGUUCUCACUGAAUUGCAUUACCCUUUAUAUAACAGUAGGAGUCAAUGUUCAGGCAGGACUUGUUGGACGGCAGCUUCACAUUUUAUUUCAAUAUACCUCUUUAUUUAAGUCGAUAGCAUCACGUUGAAACAAUGACGUUGAUUCCAACAUACCAUUUUACCAUUCAGUUCAAAUAAAAUGUCUAAUCAAAUAUGAAAUUCAACAAAAUGUUUUAUGUUUUCAACGUAAUUUUAACAUUUACAUAGUUCUGAUGAUUAUGUUGAAAUUAGAUUGAUGUAACAACCUGUUAGUCAGGUUAAGUCAAUGUAUUUAAGUUGAAGUUUUACCCUAAUUUCAAUGUUUAAGUUAAGACGCUGGUUGAAAUUAGAUGAAAACAGUACUGGAUGAUGACAUUCUUCAAAUGAAUUUUCACGUCACAAUACGAAUUACAUUGAUUCAACCAGUUUGUGCCCAGUGGGUAGUCUCUCUUCCAAAAAAACAUUAAGAUGUAAGACAAAAGAUUAAGCAAGGCUGAGAUAGUGGUGAAAUAUUGCUUUAAGGCAUUUAUUAGGUCUAGUUAAUGAAGCACAUUCUUCUGUACCGUUCUUUGAUGAUUCAACACCACCAAGCACUACUUUCUAAUAUUAUGGAGAACUUAACUUUCCCUCCCGAAAUUGAUUUUACAGCCCAAUAAAAGGACUAGGAGCAUUUUAAUCUAAGUCAAGUUACAAUGUAAAUCACAUUUUCAUGGCGCUUAAACUUCCAGAUAUAUAUUAUAUUAUGCUAAGUAAAAUACAUAAGCUUAAUGUUUUAUUCAUCUGGACAGCACUAGAUGAUGUCUGAGAGAUGUGAAUGUACUGUAAUAAGGUCUGGUUGGUUUAACAUACAUACCUCAUUUUGGAUGUAUUAAGAAAGAAGGCUCUAUAUACCAUGUAUUCAUUCAGCUUUCUGUAGUAAAUAUAGCAAAAACUUGCUGAAAUAAGAUACUGAAAUAAAAUACUUGAAUUGGCCUUUUUACUUGUUAAUUUGCUUCAUAUAUUUUAACUUGUUGAAGUACAUCAAGUACAUUUUUUUCCCCCAA
Messenger RNA from Oncorhynchus keta (chum salmon), 14695 nucleotides. Its product is annotated as zinc finger protein 644-like. Bases 251 to 4549 code for a protein of 1432 amino acids. Gene Ontology annotation, molecular function: RNA polymerase II cis-regulatory region sequence-specific DNA binding; DNA-binding transcription factor activity, RNA polymerase II-specific. NCBI's taxonomy places the organism in Eukaryota, Metazoa, Chordata, Actinopteri, Salmoniformes, Salmonidae. The transcript has 10 exons. Gene Ontology annotation, cellular component: nucleus. The record is from RefSeq and is a predicted model, not a curated record. Gene Ontology annotation, biological process: regulation of transcription by RNA polymerase II.